AUGUCAGGAGGGCAGCAGCAGUCCCAGGCCGGUGACACCAGAGGCGCCACACCCAAGAGGCAAGACCAGACUGAUUGGAGGUCACUUGCGGACGCCACCGCGAACAUACCAAACCCGAUGUACGUCUCUAGAGCAGACGGCGCGUAUCCGGGUGGAGUGAGCGGCCGCCGUGGUGUCUGUAGCUUCCUCCGCGCCCGCCGCAGCUGCCCGGCCGUCGGCAUCGCCGUGCUGCUGGGUCUGGUCGCCGUGGGACUCGCCCCUCUCACGUUCAGCAACAAACAGGAAAUAUCUCAAUUGUCGACAACUAUGAAACGCGACAUGCAUCAACUGGCUACCACUGUCAACGCUUUGAAAUGCGAUCAAGGUGACAUGUGCAAACUGUUUGCCGCUGUUGACGCCUUGAAACUUGACCUGGACAACGAGCGAAACCGAUCCGCCACCUUGGAGCAGCGUCUUAAAGACGACAUGUCCACCGCUGUUGACGCCUUGAAACGUGACCUGGACAACGAGCGAAACCGAUCCGCCACCUUGGAGCAGCGUCUUCUCAAGAUUGAGAAGAUAUUUUGUCCCGAAGGUUACACCAAGCUGCGUGAAAUCUGCUACAAGGCCUUCAAAACACGCAAGACCUUCAGCGAUGCGGCGGCGACCUGUCGUGCAGACGGCGGCACCCUCGCCAUGCCCCGAGACGCCAGGACCAACGCCUUCCUCAGCACCCUGUACAACUCCGUGCGUGACGAUCGGCGCUUCUGGUUCGGCCUGCACGAUCAGCGCGAAGAGGGAAGGUUUGAGUGGGUGGACGGUUCUGCACUUGGGCCGUACAGCUCCUGGGCUCCGGGAGAACCGAACAAUCUGGGGUGUUGUGAUGAUUGCGUCAUUUACUCCGCAAGGAAGAAAGACAAGUGGAACGACGAAGAAUGCAACGAGAUGUUUCGCUUCAUAUGCCAGGCUGCUCCAGAACGUCCAUAG
Messenger RNA from Branchiostoma belcheri (Belcher's lancelet), 966 nucleotides. RefSeq names its product C-type lectin domain family 3 member A homolog. NCBI's taxonomy places the organism in Eukaryota, Metazoa, Chordata, Leptocardii, Amphioxiformes, Branchiostomatidae. The record is from RefSeq and is a predicted model, not a curated record. The transcript has 6 exons. Bases 1 to 966 code for a protein of 321 amino acids.